GCAAAACGCGUCGCCAUGGGAACCGAUCAGGAGUCGAGACGGGACGGAGUCGCGAGAGCGGGACGCCUUGCGCGCGAUUCGCACGAGCGCGUGGGCUGACGAUUCCUCCUCCGGUUCCCCCCCCCCCCCUGCCGGAGCCGCAGCCGCAGCGCCGCCGGACAUGGCCGAGGACAGCGAGUGGGUCCUGGAGAGCAUCGCCGGCUACCUGGGCAGCCCCGAGUGGGUCAUCCCCGUCACAGACUUCAUGGAGAACAAAUGUACAGUGUUUGACGACGAAGAUGAGAACAAGCUGACCUACACUGAGAUCCACCAGCAGUACAAGGAACUGGUAGAGCAGCUUCUGGAAAACUACAUGCAGGAGGUCGGAAUCAAUGAACAGCAGUUUUUGGAAGCGUGUUCCUCCCCCUUUGCCAAAUCCAAGGCUCUCCAGACCGUGUUCCAGCCGGUGCUGGCGACCGAUGACUUCCAGAUGUUCCGCUCUCUGAUGGUGCAGAAGAACGUAGAGCUCCAGCUGCAGGCACUGCGAGUCAUUAAAGAGAGGAACGGUGCACUUCCUGACUGUCUCACAGAUGGAGCAGACAUGAUGAGUGAGCUGGAGCAGCAGGAGAUGAGGAUCCUGCAGGAGGUGCUCAGGAGGUCAAAGGAGGAGUAUGACCAGGAGUUGGCGCGCAGGAUGCUGUUGUCGGAGGAGAUGAUGGGCUCCACAUCCAGCAGCAGCUCUGAUCAAGUGCCGCUGGACAGAAUGGAGAAGCGGCACAGUCCCUCGGCCCAGCAGACAGACGACAGGAGCAAGGUGCAGCAGGCAGAGGCUCCGUCGGACAGAGGCAGGUCCAGUGCGGUGGCCAGAACACAGUCCCAGGGUCCCGCUGUCUCUGGUGGAGCCUCAACGAUGAGCGGCACACCAGGGAAGGAGGUGAAGAAAGAAGCGAAUGCCUGUAGAACUUCAGAGACACCUGGGAAGAGCCAGACCAAGUCAAGUCCGAGCAGCACAUCCAAGGUGCCCCCAGAUCUUCCUACAGUCAGGACCCCAGUGAAGGGCAAGGAGCUCCCGCAACCGCCAGGGGACAAGGCCAAGGAGAACAGCGGCAAUCAAGCAGCCAAGGCGUGGCUAGAGGAGGCGCGCAAAGAGGCUGGCAUUUCCAGACCGUUUGCGGAGCUGUCGGCAGCCCAGCAGGAGCAGCUCCAGCAGAGGGCGCAAUACCUCCGGCAGCAGAGGGACAAGCUGCAAGCCCUGAAGAAGGAGCAGCAGAGGCCCAAAACAGCUGCAACUGAGGAGCUGCAGGAGGCUGCCACCAGCGCCGCCACCAGCUUACCGGAGGCCAUUCCCAGGAGGGACAUUAGCAGAAACACUGUGCAGGAUGAGAGAGGCAGUGUCUUGCCUGCAGCAAGUUCACCCCAGAAGAAGGUGACCGUGUUUGUGAACUGUCCACAGAAGAAAGGAAGAAAAUGGAGAAAAGGAAACAUUUGGCUGAAAAACUGAAAGAGGAGGUGAUCAAGAAGUGAAGCACAUGCCAUUGUCUCUUCCUGCACACAGUCAUUUAGCCAUGUUGGACUUCAAAGGCCUCCUGGGACAUACAUGAAUUCUGGGCUACAUUUCUUUCUCCAGUGCCAGUGGAAAGGUGUGGUUCUGGUGGAUAAAUGCAGUAUUGAAAUUUAGCGCUAGUCUCACCUGGGCAAGUCAUGUACUCCGUUAUGGACCUGUAUGCUGUUUUUUUCCAUUAGAGCUCAUAGUUUAAACCACAGUUGCCUAUAAACUUAAGGUACAAUUGUAGAUUUACACUUACUCGCAUCUCAAUGGUACAGUUUCACAUUCAAUGUAAAAUCAUGUUCUUAAUAUAUUAACUUAUAGUUCCUUGUAUGUUCAAGUCAUUUUUAUAGCAAUAUACACAAUCCAGUGUUUUAAUCAAAGCUGUAGAAAGUGUAAAUAUCUAAAUUUGAGGAGCAUGAUGCUUUUUUAUAUUAUGAAACUGCUUUUAGGGAAUUUUGAAAUGCAUUGACAGCUUGGGAUGCAAUAUUUAUGUGUAAGCUUUUAAUGUUUAAGAAAAUGGCAGGAGGGUCCAAGUAACCAUGUCCCACAGAUGACACAGAGCCAAUUUGUUGAACAGAACAGUUUUGAACCUGCUGUAUUCAAAGCAAUACCCAUUGCUAGUUUGCAUGUGAAAUUGUUUUACUGUAAACUGUACCACUGGAAAGUGUCCAUGCUCCGGGCUACUUAUUUUAAAAAGCAUAAAGGAAAA
Molecule: messenger RNA, 2237 nt
Organism: Scleropages formosus (Asian bonytongue)
Lineage: Eukaryota; Metazoa; Chordata; Actinopteri; Osteoglossiformes; Osteoglossidae
Gene: cfap36
Product: cilia and flagella associated protein 36
Exons: 12
Coding region: 161-1480 (439 amino acids)
Cellular component (GO): ciliary base; axoneme
Source: RefSeq, a predicted model, not a curated record